Striga asiatica is the source of this 516-nucleotide messenger RNA. Lineage: Eukaryota; Viridiplantae; Streptophyta; Magnoliopsida; Lamiales; Orobanchaceae. The record is from the annotation of a GenBank genome assembly.
AUGGCGUCCACGACCCUCCCGACCGGACCCGCCAGCGCACCGCCGAGGAGCUCAAUCGAAAAAAGCUCGACGGUGGAUUCAGAUCCAACAGGGUGGGGAUCAGGUACGAGCAACCUUGCCGCCAUGAAAGCUUCAAUCACGAGGGCGGUCGGGAAUUUGCUCCGUCUAGGGCUGACCAGACCUACAAUUGGGUUUUUGCGGUUCUUCCAAUUGAGUUGUAAUGUAGUCGAUGCCAAGGUUUGGACAUCGGGCUCACCAAUCGAGGACGAGCAGAAGUUGGACACAAUCGGGGUCAUUUUGAAAGUGGACAAUGACAUUCGGAGCGUGAGAACCUCGGUUUCUUUGGCCGAGAUGCAUACUGAGAUUAGGCUCCACCGACUGAUGUUUGUUAACCGAGACUAUGAGAGAAGGGUUGUGGCUAGGCCUGGUUCGGGCCCAAGUGUAUAUGUUAGGAAUCAUUUGGAGAAGCAUUACUCGGUCGUGAAUAUUCAGUGCCGAGACCGGAAUAAGCUUUAG